Molecule: messenger RNA, 1183 nt
Organism: Cladocopium goreaui
Lineage: Eukaryota; Dinophyceae; Suessiales; Symbiodiniaceae
Source: the annotation of a GenBank genome assembly
AUGCGGUGGCUCAUGGGAGUUGCUCUCGUCAUCUGCGGUCUGACAAUGAGCACGUUCGGAAUGCAGUUUCUACGCGUUUCAGAGCUGAGGAAGAAGGACGAGAAGCUGCGGGAGAGCCGCAACUUCUUCAUCCUGGGCAUGGCCAUGAACGUAUUUUUUGGACCUCUGUGCGACGUAGCUGGCUAUGCAUUUGCGACGGCCGCUGUCAUUGCUCCCUUCUCUGGUUUCAACAUUGUGAUCAAUGCCGUCGUCGCUCCUUUCACCUUGGGUGAGAAGCUCACGACCCGUAGAUUAUUUGCAUUGGUGAUGGUCUUCAUCACAGCGACAAUAUCCAUUUUCUUUAAGAAUCAGAAUGAAGAUGAAGAGGUCUGGACUUUGGAGCGUGCUGAAGAGAUUCUUCUGCGAUGGACGGUCCUGGUAUAUGGCUUGAUGUUCGCAAUGUGGUUCUUUUUAAACAUGUGGCUUCGCAAGCGCUCGCCGAAAGGUUCGGUGCAUGUGGUGCACGCGGGUGGCAGCAGUUUUUGCUUCCGAUUGUGCUUCUGCACACAUGUGCAGCCCCUGGGGGCACUGGCUUCCAUGGAUUCUCUUGAGCGGAGCACUAUUUUUCGCCGUGGCCAAUGUUCCUUAUAUGACUAGAGGACUGCAAAAGUAUGAAGCUCUCUAUAUGGUCACGAUCUUCCAGGGGUCCAACAUUGUCUCGAACAGCUUGAGUGCCCUGAUAAUCCUACGGGAGAUGGACGGUGCACCUUGGUGGAAACUGAUUGGCUAUACUGGAUGCAUUGUGGUCAUGAGGGCAUGCCUUUGGAUCCUCGUGUCCGGCGAAGAGGCUGUUUGUCCAAGCAACGAAGUGGACGCAGAUCUGCAACGAAUUCUUUCCAUGGAAGAAGGAGGCGAACCUGAAGACACUCAAUCGGAAGAUGAACCUAAUUUGAUGGAUUUUGUCCGUGCUAUUUCGCUGGACCAAUUUUCGCCUUUGUCACUUUCGACCCCUGAAAACGCUGAAUAUUCACGAGACGAAGAAGGAUCGCGCAACGAACAGGAGGAACAGCAUGAGAAGCCGAAUGAUAUGCCAACUGCUGAAUUGACGAAACCUCUCCACUUGUAGAACUUCGGUACAUUUGAGUCAAGGGACGAAGCUUCUCUGUUUGCUUGAAGAUUUCUUGAAUCUGCCGUUGAAUGUAAA